UGGCGGUUGCCGUACAGUUGCUGGGAGGAGGCGGGAGGUGGAGCCGCUAGGGCCAAGAUCAUGCCAGAUAGCCAGAGGUAUUCUGGGCAGCAGAGGCCGCUAGGCUUGGGAUGAAAGAAGCAGGGCAGAUGCAAAAUCUGGAGAGCGCGGGGGCCGGGCGGUCAGUCAGCACCCAGACUGGCAGCAUGACUGGUCAAAUACCAAGGCUUUCUAAAGUCAACCUUUUCACUCUGCUCAGUCUCUGGAUGGAGCUCUUCCCAGCAGUGAAAGCCCAAAGACAAAAAUCUCAGGAAAAGGAAGAGGGAAAGCAUGGACCCUUAGGAGAUAAUGAAGAGAUGGCCAGGAUAUCUACUGACAAAAAACAGGUGAAGAGAACUGGUCUUGUGGUGGUGAAAAACACGAAAAUUGUUGGUCUCCACUGUUCUAGUGAAGAUUUACAUGCUGGAAAAAUUGCUCUUAUAAAACAUGGGUCAAGGCUGAAAAACUGUGAUCUUUAUUUUUCCAGAAAACCCUGUUCUGCUUGUUUGAAAAUGAUUGUAAAUGCUGGAGUUAACCGAAUUUCAUACUGGCCUGCUGAUCCAGAAAUAAGUUUGCUUACUGAGGAUUCUAGUUCUGAAGAUGCCAAGUUAGAUGCCAAAGCGGUGGAAAGAUUGAAGUCCAACAGUCGGGCCCAUGUGUGUGUCUUACUUCAGCCUUUGGUGUGUUAUAUGGUGCAGUUUGUAGAGGAGACCUCUUACAAAUGUGACUUUAUUCAAAAAAUUGCAAAAACAUUGCCGGAUGCUAACGUUGACUUUUAUUCUGAAUGUAAACAAGAAAGAAUAAAAGAAUAUGAAAUGUUAUUUUUGGUUUCAAAUGAAGAAAUGCAUAAGCAAAUACUGAUGACUAUAGGCUUGGAGAACCUAUGUGAAAAUCCAUACUUUAGCAAUCUAAGACAAAAUAUGAAAGACCUUAUCCUACUCUUGGCCACAGUAGCUUCCAGUGUGCCCAACUUUAAGCACUACGGAUUUUAUUGUGGUAAUACCGAACAGAUUAAUGAAAUUCACAAUCAAAGUUUGCCACAAGAAAUUGCAAGGCACUGCAUGGUUCAGGCCAGGUUAUUGGCAUAUCGAACUGAGGAUCAUAAAACUGGAGUUGGAGCAGUCAUCUGGGCAGAAGGAAAAUCUAGGAGUUGUGAUGGAACAGGCGCGAUGUACUUCAUAGGAUGCGGUUAUAAUGCUUUUCCUGUUGGAUCCGAGUAUGCUGACUUCCCGCACAUGGAUGACAAACAGAAAGACAGAGAAAUAAGGAAAUUCAGAUACAUUGUACAUGCGGAGCAGAAUGCCUUGACAUUUAGGUGUCAAGAAAUAAAACCGGAAGAAAGAAGUAUGAUUUUUGUCACAAAGUGCCCAUGUGAUGAGUGUGUGCCUUUAAUUAAAGGAGCAGGCAUAAACCAGAUCUAUGCCGGAGAUGUAGAUGUUGGGAAAAAGAAGGCAGACAUCUCUUACAUGAGAUUUGGGGAACUUGAGGGUGUUAGCAAAUUUACAUGGCAGCUGAAUCCAUCAGGAACUUGUGUUGGUGAACAGAAUGAGCCUGAAAGCAAGGAGAAUGGUGUGUUGAGACCCUUACCUCUGGGUGAAGAACAGCACCAAAACAAAAAGCUGUGUCUUGGAAACCACUAAGAAAUCCUGUCUAAACUGGAGUGAGGCCUCAAGAAUUUGUAUUUGCACUUUUAAAAUUCAGCCUUGUUAACUCAGAAAAUAAGGGUGGAUUUUGUGAAUAACUGAGAAAAAUUGUAAGGAAGCUAAUUUAUUACUACCAUAUGGAUGGAUGAUGUUAAUGAGAAUAUUUUUAUUUUAGAUUGGUGUAUUUUCCAGAAUAUGGUGGUGUGUUCUUUUAUUACAUUAAAUGAGGUAGCGAUGAUUUAGUAAGACAAAUUUAAUCAGAUGUAGAGGUUACUUUCUCCUUGUCUUAGGUUUAUAUUAGCCAGUUUUUUGAAAGGGACUGGUUCACUGGAGGUCACAUCUCAGCAGAGAAUUAUACAUCUUUUAAAAAAUUUAAUUCCUUCAGAUUAUGAAGGUGAUAGUAAACUGCUUCAGGGCAAUAAAUGAUGACCUGGCCAUUUUUAAGUCAGUGUGUGGCUCACCAAAAUCUCACAUUUAUACCUAAAGCUUUUUAAUAUUCAGAAUUUAAUUAGGAUUAAAUCAUAAAAUAUGAUGGUGGCAUACCAGAACCCCAUUUAAAAGUAUAUUCCUAACAAUGUUAUUAAUUUUUUAAAAAAUCUUUUGAUAUGUAGAAAUAACAUUGAUUGUUGCACUACGGUGUUAGAUCACUGAUUUGGGGUAGCGGCAGAAAGAGACUAUAAUUCUGAAUCAGUAUUGCUAUUUGCUAACACAAACAACACCAGAUUUGUUUAUGAUGUUAACAGUGAAGAAAUAUUUUAGUCUAGAAUAUUGAAACAACUUUUUGUCAAAUUCCAUUCAUAAAUGCUGCCCAUUUUUCCCUUCAUGCAGUUAACAGAAUGUCUCAUGGCUUUCAAUGGGAGAUCUUUUAAAAAUAUUCGUAAACCUUAAGAAUACUGAAAAUCUCCAGUAAACACUAUGAUCAGUUCCUUUAUAUUCCAAAUUGCUAUUUGUGAGACCUCUCAUUUUUACUUCCUGAGAAACUUUCAAAAAAUUAGUCCAAAGCGGAAGAUACGUGUUUUGCACUUUCCUAGAGUUAGGGAGGGAAUGCAGAGCCCAUGGCCCACAGUCCUGUGGGGGGGACACCCCACGGAGCACCUGCCUUGGCUGUAUAGAGACCAUGAGAUUUGCCUCUGCUCUUGUCCCCAACCUUUCCACCGCACCACAUGGCCACACAAGACCUCCUUCCCAUUUCUCAGAACGGUACACAGGACAAUCCAAAUGCUGCCUGAUGUCCCUGUUUGUACAGCAGCCAGCUUAGGUCCACUGGGAGUUCAAAGUCCACAUACCAGGCAGUUGAGAACUGCCGUAAAUAUUGAGAGGGGAGGAAAAAUAUUCUUGGAGAUAACUAAGACUCAUUUGAAAAUGAGUAGUUAAGUAUUCUAGAAUAUUUGUCAAUAUGAAAAUACUGAGAUUUGUUCACAUCCUCCCAGUUGCUUCAAUAUAUAAUUUAUACAAGCUUAAAUUCACAUUAGGUUUAUUGUUUUUUAUUAAUAUGUCAUCCACAUCAAAUGUUUUAUAAACCAAUCAGCAAAUAUUUCUUAAGACCAAAAAGCCUGGAAUACUGUCAGGUUUAUGAUUUAUGUGUUGGACAUUGAAGGGAUAUCAGAAGGGGGAAACACAAAAUGGGAAAAUAUAAAAUGGGGAAAACUAGGAUUAGGAACUGGGAAAAUUGAUAUUUCCAUACACUAUGAAAAUUUACAUGAAAAUGCCAUAUUUCCUUCUUAACAGCUGGUCAGUUUUCAACAUUUAUUGAGAAAUUCCUGUGCAGUACCAGAGAAAAGCUUAAUGAGGGCAGGAAUGUACAUAUACACACACACACACACACACACACACACACACACACAUAUACAGGCACACAUUCAUAUUUAUAUACAUAUGUUUUAUAUAC
Mustela erminea (ermine) is the source of this 3549-nucleotide messenger RNA. It is a transcript of the gene CDADC1, whose product is annotated as cytidine and dCMP deaminase domain containing 1. The record is from RefSeq and is a predicted model, not a curated record. Gene Ontology annotation, biological process: dTMP biosynthetic process; dUMP biosynthetic process. Gene Ontology annotation, cellular component: cytoplasm. Bases 111 to 1658 code for a protein of 515 amino acids. Gene Ontology annotation, molecular function: zinc ion binding; dCMP deaminase activity. The transcript is spliced from 10 exons. NCBI's taxonomy places the organism in Eukaryota, Metazoa, Chordata, Mammalia, Carnivora, Mustelidae.